Molecule: messenger RNA, 264 nt
Organism: Brugia pahangi
Lineage: Eukaryota; Metazoa; Nematoda; Chromadorea; Rhabditida; Onchocercidae
Source: the annotation of a GenBank genome assembly
AUGCACCAGCAUGUAAGAGACAUGCACCAGCUUGCAAGAGACAUGCACCAGCUUGCAAGAGACAUGCACCAGCUUGCAAUAGACACUACAUCAGCUUGCAAGAGACAUGCACCAGCUUGCAAGAGACAUGCACCAGCUUGCAAGAGACAUGCACCAGCUUGCAAGAGACAUGCACCAGCUUGCAAUAGACACUACAUCAGCUUGCAAGAGACAUGCACCAGCUUGCAAGAGACAUGCACCAGCAUGCAAGAGACAUUACAUUAG